This is a messenger RNA of Trametes versicolor FP-101664 SS1, 801 nucleotides long. RefSeq lists its product as uncharacterized. The transcript is spliced from 7 exons. NCBI's taxonomy places the organism in Eukaryota, Fungi, Basidiomycota, Agaricomycetes, Polyporales, Polyporaceae. The record is from RefSeq and is a predicted model, not a curated record. Bases 1 to 801 code for a protein of 266 amino acids.
AUGCGGACACCGGUCGCGGAGUGCACAAGUGGGGACAAGGAGUCAGGAGUGCAGGUCAGCGUUGCCAUAGCGGGUGACCGCUAUGCGGACACCGGUCGCGGAGUGCACAAGUGGGGACAAGGAGUCAGGAGUGCAGGUCAUACAAUUAUGCCAGGCGGGGGGCAAAGAUGGGACGAAACGGUAGUAGGCGGAAUGCCCAGCGAACACGGCCGACCACAACGACACAGAGCCAGUGGAGGAACGAUGGAUGGCCCUACGGUGGAGCAGGUUAUCCCUGAGGUGAGGGAGGCAACGGAGGUGUUGGUCAACCCAGAUGAUCCUCCGCAGCGCAUAAGACAGGAGGAAACAGAGGCAGACGAGCACAUAAGACAGCAGCAAGCAGCGGCAGCCGAGCUAUUGAAUCAGUUCAGCCGCCACGAUUUCGAGAUCAUGUUGCUGCACGCGAUUGAGGAAGGCAUGUUCCCGCCAGCAGGAGAGGGAGAGGGAAGCGGGACGGAGGGAUGGCGUGCGCCUGGAGCGCCGACUGAGAUCGGGCCGAUCAACGAGGAGCGAGCUGCAUUAUUGGUUGAGAGGUAUCGUUCAAUGAGAUACCGAGCGAACACCUGGCAGGAGAACGGGAACGCGAUCAGGGCUUCAACAGCUUUCCUGUCAGCGGUGUCGGAGGUCAUAUUGCACGAAACACAAGGUAGUGCAAGUACAAACGACAGUGACGGGUUUCACGAUCCAGAGGUCCAGGCAGACCGCACAGAAGGAGGUUCUACAGGAGGUGUAGAAACACGUUCAUUGGGUGAAACUCCAUGA